GCCCGACUCGACUCGACUCGACUCCGCCGCUCCAACGCCUGCGCGGCGCCGGACCCUAAACCCUAGACCUCCGCGGCGGCGGCGCCGGGCGGGGGUUCGCCAUGUCGCACUUCGGGAGGUCGGGGCCGCCGGACAUCCGCGACACCUUCUCGCUCCUCGUCCUCAACAUCAGCUUCCGUACCACGGCGGACGACCUCUUCCCGCUCUUCGACCGCUACGGCAAGGUCGUCGACGUCUUCAUCCCGAGGGAUCGGAGGACUGGGGACUCGAGGGGAUUCGCGUUCGUGCGGUACAAGUACGCUGAUGAGGCGCAGAAGGCUAUAGACCGGCUUGAUGGGCGUAAUGUGGAUGGGAGGAACAUCAUGGUGCAGUUUGCCAAGUAUGGGCCCAAUGCGGAGCCAAUACGAAAAGGAAGGAUCAUUGAAGAGGUUGAGAAAUCACAGGAUAGGUCAAGAAGCCGUAGCCCAAGGCGAAGACACAGAGAUGACCACAGAGAUAGAGAACGCAGGGGACGAAGUCGCAGCAGAAGCCGAGAAAGGCAUGGCCGUGACAGGGAUAGGGACUAUCGUCGUCAUAGCAGAAGCAGAAGCAGAAGCCAAAGCCAAAGCUUAAGCCCGGUUGACAAGAGUCGUCGUAGAGGAAGGGAUGAUGAUAAGCACAGGAGCAAGAGCAGGAGUAGGAGCAUGAGUAAGAGCAGGAGCAGGAGUAGGAGCAGAAGCAAAAGCAGGAGCAGGAGUAAGAGCAGGAGCAAAAGCAGGAGCAGAAGCAGAAGCAGGAGUCAGAGCCGCUCACAUCAUAGUGCAUCGCCUACUCGGCACAGUGCUAGCCCUCCUCGAAAGAGAUCGCCACCACUCAGGAGCCCUGUUGACAAUGGAAGCCCUGAAAAACAGACAAAUGGAAAAGGUUCACCUCCUUCACGCAGUGUCUCACCAUCACCUCAGCGCGCUGGAUCCCGUAGCCCUGGUAGUGAUGACAAGGACUAAGGCUUGUUGAUCCAGUGACGCUUAAGAAGAGUUUUCAUAAGUUUGGUGGAGCAUGACUGAAGCACUAUCCAAGGGUGCUAGUUCUUCACGGUUUCUAGAUUAUGUUUCCUGGUAUUGUCAGAACUAUGUCGUUGGUUUGUAUUUCACCUCUAUUGUACCUUAUCUUGAUACUGUCGUAUUAACUUGUUAAAACAUUUGUCAUUUUCUAGUUAUCUGUUCGUGAGACGGGUUGCUGUUUACUAGUAGAAUGAUAUUGCACGGGAUCGCCAA
Messenger RNA from Oryza brachyantha (malo sina), 1253 nucleotides. Its product is annotated as serine/arginine-rich splicing factor SC35. The record is from RefSeq and is a predicted model, not a curated record. The transcript has 8 exons. Lineage: Eukaryota; Viridiplantae; Streptophyta; Magnoliopsida; Poales; Poaceae. Gene Ontology annotation, molecular function: RNA binding. The coding region runs from base 102 to 983 and encodes 293 amino acids.